UCACCGCCUCGUCGUCCUCCAAACAUCCGGCCAUGGUUUCAACAUUUCGGUGUUUCGGUACUGAAUAAGGAGAGCUUGUAUGUAUGGUGAUGGAGGACAGCAGCCGUCCAGAGUGUGAAUCCAAACCCUGCGCUCCUGCCCGCUCUAAAAAGCCUGACGCGCCGCUCUACGUACCCAAAAAACGUCAGGACCAAGUGGCGGACGCACACGCCAGCCCCCAGCCCAAAGACAACCACCAAACUCCGGGGGACAAGAAAUCCAGGCCCAGACCCCGAUACACAGACAAGGCGAGAAAAUACAACAAGAACAAGAAGGACAAAGGAAGCGGAGAUAAAACCAAAGCAGGAGAUGAGGGCGUCCCAAACGGUGAGGGAGAACAGCAGGAGAAAGAAGAGGGGGAUAAAGAAAACGAUGACGCAAUGGCCCAAAAGGAGCCGUCAGCUACAGAAGACGAGGAGAACCGGGUCUCCUCUGAAGACGGGAAACCGACAGUGGCCACAGCUAGCAAGUCCAAAACCGUAGAAGCAGAAGAGGCUGUGAAGGAAGAGGAAGAAGGAGAGGACUGGGAUUCAUUAUUUACAGAUGAAGGAGACUGUCUGGACCCUCACCUUCUAGAAGAGAUCUCUCAGAAGGCGGGGCGUGAAAAGACGUCCAUUCAGGAUCCACAGUUCAACUAUUAUAACUGGUCUCCAGAGGACGACGAGGUGGAGCUUCGGGAGGACGAGCUUUCGCACAUCGUAGAAAUCUACGACUUUCCCUCUGAGUUUAAAAUGGAGGAUUUAAUCAGGGCGUUCAGCUCCUACCAGCAGAAAGGGUUUGACAUAAAGUGGAUCGAUGACACACACGCUCUGGGGCUGUUCUCCAGUCCGAUAGCAGCGCGUGAUGCUCUGAGGACCAAACACCCGAUGCUGAAGGUUCGUCCUCUCUCCAAAUCUUCCUCGGCCACUAAAGCCAAAGCCCGUGCCUCCUCCGAUUACCUCCUCCCCGCUAAAGAGCGUCCUCAGACUAGUGCGGCUCUGGCCCGUCGUUUGGUGAUUGGUGCUUUAGGAGUGAAGAGCGGUCAGAGCCGAGAGCAGCGCGAGGCUGAGAGGAACCAGCUACGGGAAGCCAGAGAGCAAAAGCGUUUGGCAGCGAAGCAGCGAGAGGACGCGUGGGAGGGGAGGUGAAGCUGACGGAGGGAUGCAUGUGCCUGUGCUCAUGUUCUGCCCUCCUCAGAGCUCCAUCUAGACACAUCGAGGGAUUGAGUCUACAGCUGCCUCGGUUUUUGACCCAGUCCUUAAGGACCACCAGUCAGUCCACGUUUUAGUUCUGUUUUUAGCUUGUAGCACAUCUGACCCAGAAGAAAAGCUUGUAGUAGAGGAGAGCAGGACACACCCACACACUGUGGUUUCUGUUUGCUGAAUAGUUUUAAGUAUUUGACGAUUGAGUGCAAACUGUGUAAUUUAUCUUAUAGAUGGGGUCAGUUGUACGACGGCGUUUUAGAGCCACUGUUAAUAAAAAUAAAAAUAGUCGACUUUGAGAAUAAAGUCGUACUAUUUGGAGGAUAAAGUGGGCUAACUGUAGGGGGGCUAACUGUAGGGAGCUGCCAUAA
This is a messenger RNA of Colossoma macropomum (tambaqui), 1591 nucleotides long. It is a transcript of the gene r3hcc1l, whose product is annotated as R3H domain and coiled-coil containing 1-like. The coding region runs from base 84 to 1166 and encodes 360 amino acids. The record is from RefSeq and is a predicted model, not a curated record. Lineage: Eukaryota; Metazoa; Chordata; Actinopteri; Characiformes; Serrasalmidae. Gene Ontology annotation, molecular function: nucleic acid binding. The transcript is spliced from 7 exons.